UCUAUGCCAUUUUGCAUUUUAGCUCAAUUAUAAUGGAAGACCUUAUCUCAGCUUUGAAGCUUGCUCCUGAGUUUAAUGCUGUCCAAGUCUCAUCCAAUCUAUGCCAAACUCUUCUACAAUCACAUAAAGAAAAACAAAUUGUAGAUUUAGAAAUUACCAAGAAAAAUGUACAGCUUUUGGCUGCUUAUGUUUCAUGCAUUAAAUCUCCAUACACCAAAUGUGGUGCUCUUGCCGAUGAAAUCUGUGCUGUUUUUAAAGACAGUUGCUUUACUUGGAAUGAAAGUCUUGUCAAAAGUGCUGCCAGUUUUAUGUUGUUUUGUACAGCAGAAAAUUCACCAGUUGAGCUAUCAACACCAUGUACUGAAACACUUUUGGAUUAUUUUGAAACAAGUUUUUACAAUCUAAGACUCCAAAAAGCAGCAGCUGAACGCAUAGAUCCUAAAGAUGCAAUAGUCAACGAGGAAAAACUUUCAAAUUUGGUUCAAAUUUUUAUCAAUAAAGGAAAGAACCAAAUUAUUCAAUCAUUGGUCUCCAAGCUGCUUUAUUUUGUUCAUACUGCAAAUUUAACCCAUAAUAGAUAUUUUACUAUCACUGCCUGCUUUGGGUAUAUCACCGAAGCAAUAAUUGUGGUGAACAAAUCAGGUAAACCAUACAUCGAAGAGUGGACAAAUGCUUCACUUUUACAGCUUAUAAAACAUCUAGAUGCUUUAACUGCCCAUAAAAACGCACUUGAUUUCAUGCACACUAUGGAUUCAUACAAAACACAAACUGGUGGACUUGUUCAGUUCUGCUUCACUGCUUUAAAAUGUGUGCUUGACUGCAGUGACCAUUGCCAAGUAUCUGAUCUGAUGGAACAAGUUGUAUCAGACAAUCAAGUUUGGUGCCUUAUUCACAUUGGUGUUUUUCAUUCUGUUUCUUCUAUUAGAAAAAUUGCUGUUUCCAGCUUUAAAAGGCUAACAGAACACAUGCAGAAGCUACAAUGCUUUGAAAAUGCUGCAGAACCUAGUGUUUCCAGUUCCAGUUUAAAUUUUACUUCUUUUAAUCCAUUAACAACGAAAAAUAUUGCAACCUGUCAACACUUGGCAUCAAUAUUCGAAGCUUUGGAAGAAAACCAAAUCCAUGUCGUUAAACCAAUAUUUGCAAAAAUUAAAAGUCUUUGUGAAAGUGAAGUUUCAAUUCCGUUCACUUGGUUUUUGUUAAUUUCAAAACGACUUCUCUCACAUGAAAGCAAAUUGGUUCAAAAAGAGGGUGUCAGCUUGCUUUUAAAUUUAAACUACAACAACAAUUCUUUGUUAAAGGAAACCACUACCCUGGUUUGCUUUGUUAUAACUUUGCUGCAAAUUUUGAGAGAUGACCAGCUUUACUAUACAGCCCAAACCACUGAUGAAAACUCAUCAAAAGAAGACACCUCUAUUGUAACCAGCCUUCCCACCUUCCUAUCUACUUGCCUUGACCUUACUGAAGAUAAAGCUUUGUUUCUCAAACAUGUCGUACACCAGUUAACUCUUACAACGUGGAGUCCUGUGUCUUUGUUCUAUGUGUCUUAUGCAAUACACUGUUUACCUGAAACACCAGCAUGGGGAAAUAAAGCAGUAGAAGACCUAGGGUGUCUUACCAACAAAACUGUUCGUACCCACCACCCUACAUUGAGGAAAACUGUUCAGAAAAUUUUGUUGAGUUGUUUUUUUAAAUUUGCCAACCCUUCAAAUCUGUCACUGAGUUAUGUUUUAAAGGUUUUUCAACUUAAUUUGAAAGAAGCUGCUUUUACAAGAAAUUCUAAACUUUGGAGUCAGAUUGUCUCCUGGGUGAAUGAAAACUUUUUUGCACUUACGGAAAAUCUAUCUGAACCUCAGCUGUACAUCUUAAGUAAAGUAAAAGUUAUCCUUCAAAAAGAAUCUUCUGAAAUCCAGGAAAAUGAAAUUGAUCGUGUUUCAUUAUGUGCUCUUUUAAUAAUGGAUGCAGUGGCUUCAAAAAAAGGCAAACUAGUAGAAGAUAUUGGUCACAAUAUUAUGCUUGAAAUAUCAAACAUUACUGACAAAGCUGCAACACAUGCUUAUCUAUCUCAAAGCAAAAUACUGGCAGCCUUUUCUUUUAUUCAUUCAGUAUUUGACGUUUUAAACCAGGGCAGAGUCCCAAAGAAUACAGAUCAUGUCACCAAAUUCUUUCGAAACCAUAGCAGACAAAUUUUAGUCGGAACCCUGGAGUUUAUAACUCGGAAAAUACUCACAGUGGAGCAACCUGGUGUAUAUCUUGAAGCUACAAAGAAAUUAAUCUUUUUCUUAACAUAUGAUCACCCAAGUCAAUUUACAAGCAAAGUCAGGUCCUCUAUCAAUGCUAUUACUGAUAUGGUGUCAAAGGCACUGCAGAGACUUCACAGCAGCAAAACUUUCAACUUUCAAUCAUUGAUAUCUGCUUACAAGACUGUACACUGGUGUUUGGAAAUACUUGCUUCACUACACCUUCAUUUAGACACUACAGUUGCUACAAGAUUGCAUGAAUCAAUUCUACCUCUGGAUUUAUCCGGCAAAAGAAUAAAGUCGUCUCAACCAGUUCUAACCGGUUCAGAACUCGUUUCUUACUGCAACCUACACUGGUGUAUCCUGCCUUAUGUUAUCCACAAAUACAGGGACAUGGAGCAGUUGAAUUGCACUAGUGUUGUUCAUGAAAUAGGGUCUAUUAUAGACAGCAUACCUGCUGCUUGUCUGCAUCCAAUAUACAGUGCAGCAAAAAGUUCUAUUUGUAUGGCAAGUUUUGAGCAAACAAAUGAAACUGAAACAGAGGUAGCUUCCUGUAUUAAAUGUAUGUGGAAAACUGUAAAGGAUCUGAUAACAUCAUCUUCUUUUCGCACCCUGUAUUCUCACUUUGUUGCUGCUGUUUUCCAACCCUGCGUUCUUGCUUUUACCGAUAAAACACCAGUUUAUGCCUCUUUAUGUGACGUUAUUUCCGAUAUGAUAUCUCUUUCAGACUCAAAAUCUGGUCUCCUAAAUGCUCCUAUGAAAUCUUGCGUUGAGUAUUGGUCUUCAAUGUCGAAGGAACAGAAUCAAACCACAAAAUUAGGAAAUGGCAAACAUCAAGCACAAAAAAAUGUUGUUUUUACAUUACUUACUCAUUUUCUAAGGUCUGAAAAUUUAACUACUGAGAUAUUCUCUAAAGUCCAUAGCUCAGCACUUAAUCAUUGCCAGUUUCUUAUACACUGCCUCACUUAUUCUCCUGCGCCAACAAAAGACUCAAAAUCUUCUAACCAGGCCAUAGCAUUCUCAUGCACCCUUGAAAACGUUCUUGCCCCACCACCACCCACUAAUACAGAAGCAGAAGUAAACUUAACUGCUAUAAAACUGCUUCAUGGUUUAAAUCCUGGGCAACCAAAUCAUCAACUAUUUGCUUGGAAUAUCUUAAACAAGCUGCUAGUUCGUGAUGAAGAUAUUAACAAGGCAAAACCACGCCACCACUUUAAUUCUCCCACACACUUGGUAAAGCAGAAGCUGUGGCAAGGAAUGAUCUUACUGUUUCAAUUUGUUCCACCUGACAAAAGUGAUGAGACUGUACUAGACAUAAUAGACAGACUUAAACAGGACAUGCAAGCAUCUGUUAGACACCUCAUGGAAUGGAGUUUGGCAUUGUUGUUGUUUAAGUACCCACACACACAGCGCCAUGUAUUCAAAUGCUUAAACACAAACAUACUUGGCAAGAAAGGAGCUGUAUUUUCAGCUAUUUGCUCCUAUCUAACUGCAGCCCUUUUAGUUGGAAUUAGUAGGUUGUACAACAAACCAUUCGAGACCUGUUCAGAAUACUUCAUGCAAUUAAUAAAUUGUGCUAUACCGUGGUGCAUGACUCAGCAUUUUUCCGUCAGACUUUACGCAAGUGCUGUGUUGCUAAGAGUUCGAACUAUUUAUCAUGAAAAUGAUCAAUUGGAUUUUCUUCAAUCCAAGUUUCCGUUUCUUGAAAAAUGUUUAGAAUUUGCUGAAAACUCUUCCGGAAACGUCGGUAAGAACUGGCACCGCAUCAAGGAAAGUUUCAUGCUCUUCCAUCUUCACCCUUUGGAGGACUUUUCUCUCGAAACAAUUUUACAUUCCAUCCCACGAUUGUGUUUGUUAGAUAUUCCAGAAAUUUCCGCAUUUGAAGAAAAAGCAUCAACUGACUCAUGGAUACCAGUUUGUAAUCCAAGAAGCAUAUUGAGAGAUUUGAAUUCUUCCAACUGGAUAGCAAUGGGAAGUAAGAAGUUAUCUGAUGAAGCAUCAUCAAAUACUGACAUCAUGGAAACUGGGAAUGUGCAGAAAAAGAUUGUAACCAGUGACAUUAAAAAGAAAGCUGGUGGUUUGGUUCUUGUUGCUUCUUUGAUUGACAAGCCAUCUAACUUGGGAGGACUCACUAGAACUUGUGAAGUAUUUGGAGCUGAACAAAUGAUAGUUCACAGUUUAUCGUGUACGAGCGACAAGCUGUUUCAGUCAUUGUCGGUUACUGCCCACAAGUGGUUAAAAAUGUCCGAGGUAAAACGUUGGGAACUUGAGGAAUAUCUGGAAUCAAUGAAGCGUCAAGGUUACGCUCUGGUGGCCACGGAACAAACAGAGCAAAGUGUAUGUUUGACCGAAUACAAAUUUCCCCCGAAAUGCGUCAUUCUGCUCGGCAACGAAAAAGAGGGCAUUCCACCCAACCUACUGCGCAUGUGCAGCGCGUGCAUUGAGAUACCGCAAGUUGGCGUUGUGCGCUCUCUUAACGUGCACGUCAGCGGGGGAAUCACCGUGUGGGAGUUUACCCGGCAAAAACUGCUGAGGUUAUCUCAAUCAACCAAAACAUAGCAUAUGGUACCACAUAUCUCUCGAAACGCAAUCAAAAUACAAAAAGCUUGGUCUUCAAACCAUGUACGUAAA
This is a messenger RNA of Ciona intestinalis (vase tunicate), 4868 nucleotides long. RefSeq names its product tRNA (guanosine(18)-2'-O)-methyltransferase TARBP1. The record is from RefSeq and is a predicted model, not a curated record. Gene Ontology annotation, molecular function: tRNA (guanine) methyltransferase activity; RNA binding. Gene Ontology annotation, biological process: tRNA methylation. Lineage: Eukaryota; Metazoa; Chordata; Ascidiacea; Phlebobranchia; Cionidae.